AUGGCGAACUGGACAGAGUUCUCUUUGCCUCGACUACAUGCCGAUCCGCUCGUCCUCACCGUCAAGCAAACAUGUACUUCAUCUUCUCACAACCUAACUGUGCAUAGGGCGCGCGGAAUAUGCAUCCUAUACCUGGAGGUCUGCUGAAUGUCUGGCCCAAGCCAUCGCUCUGGGCGAGAUAUCGGUCACAGGAAAACGCAUUCUAGAGGUAAUGUCUGCCUUUAUCAAUACAAUAGUUUAACCGUCGUGAACGACGAUGUCCGCCGCGUGAUCCGUGGCAGGUUAAGAGCAGGGGCGGUGAUUUGCGUGUGAUUCCUUUUGUAGUCGUGGCAGACUUGUGCUGCACCUACCUCACCAUCUCUUCCCCCGCCUGGGCCCGAUCGUCCUUGCGGAACUCACUCGUUCCGUUAUGCCUUACGGGCUCUCUCUCGAGUCCAACCAGCAGCCGUGAGCGAUCGGCGAGCGCCCAUCUACCAUUGUAUAUUUCCGAUCGAAACCGAAAGUACAACGGGUCCGUAGCCCAGUGGUUAGAGGCGUUGAAAUUCCAACUGACAGGUCGCGAGUUCGAGUCUCGGGUGUCCUACACUUUGGGGUUGGGUAUGACUGGCUGAUGACGGCUAAUAGGCCAGAAAUGGCCAUUUCAGUCUCCCUUGUCUUUGUUGGUAAUGACAUACUGCCUAUACCAUGCGCCGCUGUACGGCUGCUGGUUGGGCUCGAGAGAGAGCCCGUAAGACACAAGGGAACGAGUGAGUUCCGUAAGAACGAUCGGUGAGCGCCCACUACCAUUAUAUUUGUUCAUAUAUUUUCGCUUUAAUCAGUAAUAUAUAUAUAUAUAUAUAUCGGCGAGGAGGGACAACAGAGAAUGCGGUUAGACUGAUACAGUACUGUUUUGGGUUUAUUUUGCUUCCAUUUAGCCCAUCAUAACCCUUACCAGCAGCUAGUACCAGAAACACAAACAUGCGCACAGACACACCUGGCGCAAUUGGUCCACCACUGAGGUUUACCAGAUGGGCCAUAGGCACUUCAUCUAACCGAUGAUCAUCAGUGCCUCGCCGCCUAUCUGUCUCUGUCGCUGUAGAUCGGGUAUUUAUUCGCUCAGGAAGGGGCACACACGAUCCACGGGCCUCCCUAAGCAAACAAGCUUCGUAGGGGUGGUAAAGGUCACGAACGGGUAACUAAUUACCAGGCCGAAGUCGUCCAAGUCAUAAUAGCAGCGAGGAAGGACGACAGAGAAUACGGGUAAAUUGAUACAACACUUGGCUGCUGGUGAGGGUUAUGCUUGGCUGAAUGAAGGCAAGAUAAGCCUGAAACAGUACUGUACCAAUCUACCCGCAUUCUCUGUCAUCCCUCCUCGCUGCUAUUAUGACUUGGCCGAAUUCGGCCUGCUAAUUGGUCGCCUGUUCGUGACCUUUACCACCCAUACGGAACUUGUUUGCCUCGUAGAGCCAAUAGAUCGGUGUGCGCCCAUUCCUGAUUGAAUAUAUAUAUGUGUGUGUGUGUGUGUUGAAGAUAGAAGGCUCAUCGGGAAAAAUCGAGUUGCACUCGUGAAUUUUCGAGCUGGUGACACCAACCCGUGUGGCUGAUGACGACAAAUAAGUCAGAAGUGGCCAUUCUGGUCUGCCUUGUCUUUGUCGGUGCCAUAUCUUUUACUUCUACCCCUUUUCUACGUAUUUAGACAAGAUGAUACCGAUAAGGGAUACCGCAAUGGCCAUCUCUGGCUUAUUAGCCAUCAUCAGUCAGUCAUACCCAAUCCCAUCUGCCAUAAUUGAUAUUUUCGAUCACAACCGACAGGGUAACAAGCCUAUGGGUCACUGGAAGAGCGUUCGAUUCAGUUACCGAGGAUCCCGAGUUCGAAUCCGAGGUAAUUGACACUUAGGAUUGAGCAUGACUAGCUGAUGACGACAAAUAAGUCAGAAAUGGCCAUUCACUUCUCCUCUGUCUUUUUCGGCACCACCUUAUCUACAUUGUGCAUAUGUGUAUACGGUAGGGGAGCGCUCGCCGAUCGCGUUGCGGAACUUACUCGUCUCGUUGUGCUAUGACGCUCUAGCCCCGCUAGCGGCGCAUUAUAUAGAUAGAAUGGUAUUACCGACAAGCACAAGGGAGACUGGAGUGGCCAUUUCCGGCUUAUUAACCGUCGUCAGCCUGUCCGACCCAGCCCCAUGGUGUGCUACACCUAGGGCUCGAUCCCGCGACCCGUUAAUUAGUAGUCCGACGUCUCUAACCACUGAGCCACGGGCUCGUUGUCCUGUCGGAUGCGAUCGGGUGCGUACAAUGAUAGAGGGGUGCUCACCGAUCACGUUACGCAACUCACUUAUUCCAUUGUGCCUUGGGACCCUCUCUCGCGAGCCCAAUCAGCAGCCCUAAAACGGUGCGUAGUAUAGGCGAAAUAACAUUACUAUCUGCCAGCCUUACCCGACGCCAGGUUUGAGGCAACCUGUGGCUCAAAUCCGCCCUUUUUGGUGGGUGCGGAUCCGAGCCUCAGGUGCAUCAAGUCUGGGGUUGAGUAGGACUGGCUAACGAUGUCGUAUGGACACUGUCCGAGUAGCAUCCGUAUUAUAUUCGGAGUAGCCGCACGACUGGUGUGUUGUUAGUCAGCAGGCACUUCUCCUUUUUCAGCUUGGUGCAGGCACGGGACUGUGUGGUCUGACUGCCCUCAAGUGUGGAGCUACCUGGACGACCUUCUCGGACCUACGUGAUGAGCUAAUCAUGGAAAGCUUGAAUGAGAGCUGUCGCAAAAACGAUGUCACCGCCUUUGAAUUCAUAGCCUCAGACUGGAACAACGUGCCGUGUGAACUCCUAAACGUUGACUUUGACCUCAUCCUUGCGGCCGACUGCAUGUUUGAUAAGAAAGGUAUCCUUUUUCUUCACUCCACCCUACUUUACCAGUCUACAGAGCAUAUAUGCACUGUGUGAUAGACGUAUUUACUCCCGGGAAAACUUUAUUUUCUAUUUCCUUUUCUCCCACUUUAAUAUGUAGUAGUGCUUUCACCCGAACUUCUCGAGCGCCGGAAGAGCAAGGCCCUCGGGCCUCGACCUGUCAAAUUCAUCCCCUCUUAUCCAGAGAAAAGGUCUGCAAUUAUUAACCUGCAGCAUUAUUUUAAGUGUAGUUCACUCUGGCGACUAGCAAUAUUUUCAUCCGGAAUGAGGACUGUCUGGGAAGACUGGGUUGGCCAUGUCUGGCUUAUAGCUAUGGCCAGUUAGUCAUACCCUAUCCCAAGUUCGGAUGCCCUGGGAUUCGAACCUGGAUUCUUUGGUUAUUAUGCAUUCUGCCACUGGACCGGGUACCCGUUGUGCUGUUGGUUCCGUUCGGGAAUGUUCACUGGGUAGGAUGUGGUUUGGUAGCCCCACCUGAUGGACACAAUACUGUUGGGAUUCGGGUUAAGGCUUAGGGCUAUGUGUUAUGAUUAGGGGUUACGGUUAGGGGUUAGGGUUUAUGAUUAGGGGUUAUAGUUAGGGGUUAAGGGUUAACGCAACUAUUUAUCAACCCUUCAAAGUACAACCGCGCAUUCCCAAUAGCUUUACUUUUGCGAACAACUACUUGACCUCGUCGCCUGUGCGUUCCCCGGCGCCACAUGUAAAAAUCCCUAUUACCACAGUCCCGUAUUAGAAGUGACUGGGGUUUGUUUACGUCACGUGGGGCUACGUAACCACAUCCGAUCACUUACUGUCACAGGAAGUUAUGGGACGUUCCCUUCUCGUUACGACUUCGUUCUCAUUCUAGAGCCCUCUCUGACAGUCGCAUAACGACUAGUCAUAUAUGUUGUGUAGUUCUCUGUCCUGCUUAUUUCUCCAAUUUUUAUAGUUUAUAGGGACCUUAAGAUGAAUUAGAAAGGACUCACCAUUUCUUGUCUACUUCCAUCUUUGUGCUUCCAGUAUUUCGCCCCUUCGCCGAGACUGUCUCUUUUCUUCUGCACAAAAAUCCCAGCGCCUUCGCUGUUGUGGCCUAUGAAAACCGGGGGUAGGACCAGUUUUUCCCCUAAUCCAUUUCCCAGGUCAAAGAAGGACCUCUUUUGCUUGUUUUCCAGCGUCGGACUGAUGAUGGAAUUAAUGCAAUCCACCUGUUUCGACUCCGACUCGCUGUUUCUCUUCAAACUCACUCUGAAAUGCAUUUGA
This is a messenger RNA of Spirometra erinaceieuropaei, 4113 nucleotides long. The record is from the annotation of a GenBank genome assembly. NCBI's taxonomy places the organism in Eukaryota, Metazoa, Platyhelminthes, Cestoda, Diphyllobothriidea, Diphyllobothriidae.